GGCUCGAGCCGCGGCCCCCCCGGGAGCCCCGAGCGCUCCCAGGAGCCCGCGCGCGCUCCCCGUCCGCAGGCCCUCGGGCCUCCCGACCGCGCCCACGAAUGGUCGCCGCGGGAUACCUUCACACGGCGCUGCUCAGGAGCGACGGCACGGCCGUGGCCUCCGGCGCGAAUCGCGCCGGCCAGUGCAACGUGCCGGCGCUGGACGGUGGCCUGAGCUACACGCAGGUCGCUGCGGGACGUGAACACACGGCGCUGCUCAGGAGCGACGGCACGGCCGUGGCCUUCGGCGGGAAUCGCUCUGGCCAGUGCAACGUGCCGGCGCUGGACGGUGGCCUGAGCUACACGCAGGUCGCUGCGGGACGUGAACACACGGCGCUGCUCAGGAGCGACGGCACGGCCGUGGCCUUCGGCCUGAAUUACGCUGGCCAGUGCAACGUGCUGGCGCUGGACGGUGGCCUGACGUACACCGCGCGCCUGCUCGUCGGCGCGACGCUGCUCCUGCAGGCGUCGCUGGACGGUGGCGCGGUGCGCUUCCUGACCCUGGGCGGGGUGGAGCGCUGCUGGGUGCGGGCGGCGCCUGGCGCGCCUCUCGCUGGCGUGCGCGACUGGCUGGCGGGCGAGCUGGGCGCGGGCAGGCUGGACCCCGGGCUCGGCCGCGCCGACGCCGCCCUGCCAGGCGGACGGCUCCUGAGCGGGGCCUCGGCGGGCGAGACCGUCGCGGACGCCUUCGCGUUGGCGCAAGGAAGUCCCGCGCGCGGCCUCGCGCGCGUCGCGUGGCCCUCCGCGCGCGCGGGGCCGGCGCCGGCAGGGUGCCCCAGGGUGCCUCACGGCCACUCGGCGGGGGGCGGCGAGAGCCGCGCCUCGCGCAUCGCGGGGCGCGGGCACGCAGGCCCUCGGGCCUCCCGACCGCGCCCACGAAUGGUCGCCGCGGGAUACCUUCACACGGCGCUGCUCAGGAGCGACGGCACGGCCGUGGCCUCCGGCGCGAAUCGCGCCGGCCAGUGCAACGUGCCGGCGCUGGACGGUGGCCUGAGCUACACGCAGGUCGCCGCGGGAAGUGCCCACACGGCGCUGCUCAGGAGCGACGGCACGGCCGUGGCCUUCGGCUGGAAUCACGGCGGCCAGUGCAACGUGCCGGCGCUGGACGGUGGCCUGAGCUACACCCACUACACGGAGGUCGCUGCGGGAACGUGCCCACCGGCGCUGCUCAGUAGCGACGGCACGGGCCGUGGCCUUCGGCUGGAAUCAACGGCGUCCAGUGCAACGUGCCGCGCUGGACGGUGGCCUAGCUACACGCAGGUCGCUGCGGGACGUGAACACACGGCGCUGCUCAGGAGCGACGGCACGGCCGUGGCCUUCGGCGGGAAUCGCUCUGGCCAGUGCAACGUGCCGGCGCUGGACGGUGGCCUGAGCUACACGCAGGUCGCUGCGGGACGUGAACACACGGCGCUGCUCAGGAGCGACGGCACGGCCGUGGCCUUCGGCGGGAAUCGCUCUGGCCAGUGCAACGUGCCGGCGCUGGACGGUGGCCUGAGCUACACGCAGGUCGCUGCGGGACGUGAACACACGGCGCUGCUCAGGAGCGACGGCACGGCCGUGGCCUUCGGCCUGAAUUACGCUGGCCAGUGCAACGUGCUGGCGCUGGACGGUGGCCUGACGUACACCGCGCGCCUGCUCGUCGGCGCGACGCUGCUCCUGCAGGCGUCGCUGGACGGUGGCGCGGUGCGCUUCCUGACCCUGGGCGGGGUGGAGCGCUGCUGGGUGCGGGCGGCGCCUGGCGCGCCUCUCGCUGGCGUGCGCGACUGGCUGGCGGGCGAGCUGGGCGCGGGCAGGCUGGACCCCGGGCUCGGCCGCGCCGACGCCGCCCUGCCAGGCGGACGGCUCCUGAGCGGGGCCUCGGCGGGCGAGACCGUCGCGGACGCCUUCGCGUUGUAG
Prorocentrum cordatum is the source of this 1934-nucleotide messenger RNA. The record is from the annotation of a GenBank genome assembly. Lineage: Eukaryota; Dinophyceae; Prorocentrales; Prorocentraceae.